Sclerotinia trifoliorum is the source of this 1082-nucleotide messenger RNA. The record is from the annotation of a GenBank genome assembly. Lineage: Eukaryota; Fungi; Ascomycota; Leotiomycetes; Helotiales; Sclerotiniaceae.
GAAGCGAAUUGUACGAACUUUUUUGACCUCUUGAACUUUCUGCCUCUCGAAACGCCUCUCGACAACAUCGACAAUUCCAGAUACCGUCGCCCAUCAUGUCUUUGGUUACGUACGUCAAAAUUUCACAAUUUUUCCUUUGCAAUCCGGGCCCAGAAAUGCUCAAGAAUUAUUUUGUGACCUUUAGUGAGGUUGCGCUCCAGAAUUGAUUAUUUUGGCGCCCCUACCUCGAACUUGCGUCGAACAUUUAACUGACAACAUAUAUACAGCGGGGAGAAGUCCAACUUUCAAUACAUUCUGCGUCUCCUCAACACUAACGUUGAGGGAAAGCAGAAGGUUAUGUUUGCGCUCACUAAAAUUAAGGUAAACUCGUUUAUAUCAAAGCUCUUCCUCUAAUACUAACCAUAUCCUAGGGUGUCGGACGUCGUUACUCCAACUUGGUCUGCAAGAAGGCCGAUGUUGAUCUCAACAAGCGGUAUGGAUUACAAUGAAUACGGGAAUAGAAGGACAAAGGACUAAUCGAUUGUAGCGCUGGUGAACUUACCUCCGAAGAGCUCGAGAGAAUCGUUACCAUCAUCCAAAACCCAACUCAAUACAAGAUCCCAUCCUGGUUCCUCAACAGACAACGCGAUAUCGUCGAUGGCAAAGACUCCCAAGUUCUCGCCAACGGUGUCGACUCCAAGCUCCGUGAUGAUUUGGAACGCUUAAAGAAGAUCCGUGCCCACCGUGGUCUCCGUCACUACUGGGGUCUCCGUGUUCGUGGACAACACUCCAAGACUACUGGACGCAGAGGUAGAACUGUCGGUGUUUCCAAGAAGAAGGGAAAUUAAAUAUUUGUGCUCUGGGAUUUACGGUUGGUUGGAGUGUGGCUUUUGCGAUGGACUGGUACUUUACAUCUGGUUCAACAGCUUAUACAGCAUGAUGCUGUUACUGGGUAUGCCCCAGGAAAAUCAGUACAUGAAAAGGAAACAAUAAAUCAUCAAUGGCCUCACUAUAAUUUUAUGUGCCUUCAGAAUGAUGUGCCAAGAUCAAAUCAAUGACACGUCAUGAGAAAUAUGAGAGCUGUUUUUACCAGGAUUCUAGGG